This is a messenger RNA of Apaloderma vittatum (bar-tailed trogon), 2580 nucleotides long. It is a transcript of the gene CFAP221, whose product is annotated as cilia and flagella associated protein 221. The transcript has 23 exons. NCBI's taxonomy places the organism in Eukaryota, Metazoa, Chordata, Aves, Trogoniformes, Trogonidae. Gene Ontology annotation, cellular component: cilium. The coding region runs from base 1 to 2580 and encodes 859 amino acids. Gene Ontology annotation, biological process: cilium assembly; cilium movement. The record is from RefSeq and is a predicted model, not a curated record.
AUGGAUGUGGUUCAAUCAGCCUCCACAGAAAUCACGAUUGCUAAGAAAUCCUUCAAGAAAAUACCCAGCGUCCUUCUGGGCAGCCUAGUGGAAGAACCUAAAAAAAGACAUGCUGUCCCCAAUCACCUGGUGGAAUCAAAGAUUUAUUCAGAAUUUCAGAGGAGCAAGGUUAUACAGGCCGAGCCUGCUAUGUUACACUAUGGAGGGUACGAACUUGGAAAACAUCACCAACAAAUACUGAAGCUGAUAAAUAUUUCUGGUGAUGUAAUAAACCUUCACAUAAUGCCACCCCAGACAAAGUAUUUUCAGAUCAAGUACAAAAAACCACACCGGCUUGUCCCUGGCUUGUCAUAUGUGGUAACUGUUGAUUUUUGUCCUGAUGAGUGGCGGUAUUACUAUGAUUGUGUCCGAAUUCACUGUCAGGGAGAAGACACAUUACUCAUUCCUGUGCAUGCUUAUCCUGUUGCGAAUGUUGUAGAAUUUCCAUCAUUUAUAAAUCUGUCUGAUGUGUCAGUUGGUAAAAGUAAGGAGUAUGUUAUCCCGUUGCAGUGCAGCUGUCCAAUAGAUUUUGAGUUCCACAUUGAUUUUAUUCAGCCUCACAGAGCCUUCACUGUCCAGCCAACAUCUGGAAUCAUUCCAGGCAAUGGGAAAGUGGAAGUAACUGUGAAAUAUUCCCCACUUGAGUAUGGAACAGCACAAAUGACAAUGCAGUUAUGGAUUUCACAGUUUCACUCAAAACCCUAUGUAUGUGUAUUCACAGGAACAUCAACACCACAUCUGGGUCUAAUAAAAGAACAUUUUGACAAACAACAAAGUCGUCCAGAGAAAAAAGCUAUGUCUGCAGGAAAAUCCAUGGUGUGGAAAAGGGACCAAUUCAGCCAACCAAGAUUGAGACCUAUUCAAAAAAUAAAGGAAAUUGAAUGCCAGAACCUCAGAUUCCCCACAGACUUGUCAAAUCCACAUGCUGUAGCUACUGUUUUGAAUCAGGAACCAGGCAAAUUGAAGAUUAAGGACUUGAAAGAAGCCCUUUGCCAAGGCGAUGAAGAGCUAAAAACAAGGCAGAUGAAGGAAGCCGUAUUUCAACUAAAAGUCAAACAAAAUGUUCAGGAAGAGGAAGCAAAUAAUCUGAAGUGGCAGGUUCAUAAAGGCAAAGAUCCAGUCUCUAUGGAAUUUAGAAAAGACAUUAUUGAAAACCGACAGAGGGAAGAAGAGCAAUACAAGAUCCAAAGAGGAGAUCCUAUCGUAGAACAGGAGUUUCAAAGGAACCAAGUAGAAGUUUCUUUCAGACGCGUUAUCCGGCCUGUUGACCAGCAUCCAAGUGUCCAUCCCACAUUCGACUUGCUCCGUAAUGACCCUUGGGACAGCAGAAACAGGAUGUUGAGGAAAUUCCAGCAAGUGGCAUACAAGAUUGUGAUUCAGAUUCGGCUAAAUCGUUUACUGUGUCUGUUCCGUGGGCUAACCAGAGAAGCCAGAGGUUUGGAGGAAGGCCCUGUGUCUGAAAGCGAGAGUUUCAGCAAACCAGAGAAGAGUGAAGAAUGCAAAGGCUAUUCUUCCAGCAUAUCUGAAGAUCGUAUAUUGCCUUUUGAAUUCCCAUUUCAGAGUUCUGAUGAAUUGCACCAUGAUUUGGCACCUGAUGCUCUUGGCACAGUUCCUGUUGGAUCUGUAGAUGUGAAAGUCAGGCACGUUCUUCCUUUUUACGACUUGAAGAUUCCUCAGCAUUUCAGCGUUAUGAAGUACCAGCCGUUUUGCACACACUAUGCAGCCACAAGUUACAAACCUCGAAAACUUUCCCGACCACUGAGGCAGGGAGCCCAGGAUGAGUUGAUUCAAGUAGUUGCUUCUCCUGAGGGGCAGCUUAACCUGGUCUCCCAGAGGAUGGAUUUUCACAAACCAUCCCCGGAAGAAGCAGCAGAAAGGGAUAUCAGCCUCUUAAACCUGGUUCCUCCCCAAGCCUUAGUCUACCCUACAGAGAGCAACCCACUUCGCAUUUUUAACCCCACUCCAGGAUUAGUUCCAGUUUUACCUCCUCUGGCCUAUUCUGAAACAAAUAUUGAAUAUCAUCUUUGUCCUCAUCCAAAAUAUACCUUUACCAAGGAAUGCCCCAAAGGAUCCAGUAUUCCAGUCACACAGAAGAAAUUUCUGCAUCAUGAGGAAGUGAUUUGUGGAGUAAUGGAAUGGAGAAGAUUCUUGCCAGUGAUAUAUUCCACUCUUUCUAACACUCCCACAUUGACAAGUACAGCACCUAGGGAUCCUUACAGUUUAGAUAUGCUUCCAAGAGAUGUACCACCACUGCUGCGUGACUUACCUGAGAGAGACAGGGAAAACAUAAUUGACCAUGAGACAGAUGAAACGGAGUUCAAAAUGAUUCUUACUCCAGAGAUGGUGAGAGCUGAAUUUCCACAAAUUGAGCAGGCACUUUCAGAAGAAGGCAAAGAGAAAUCAGCAAAAGAAGAAAGAGACCUGCACAACCGUCCAGAUGGACAUUUUCAACCCCGAACCAACGAGCUCAGAGAGAAGGUUCAAAAACAUGUGGAGAAAAUGAAGCUGAAAGCACUUAAUAGAACUCUUAUUCUGGGAUAA